AUGGACGCACAAAAAUCAAAAUCAAGUUCUACGACAAGGAAGCAUGGUAGUCAGCCGCGACAACGCAUGGUUCAAAACUACCUCUUAGUUUGGGUGGAUGCCAACAUCGAUGAAAAGAACCAAGACUGUCAGAACACUUUGACACAUUUACGAAGUGUUGUCAAUGAUGUCAAUAUAUACACUCAACCGGAUGCUUGCGUUCAAUUUCUCAACAGCAUUGCUGACGAAAAGGCUUUCGUUAUCACAUCGGGUUCCUUAGGUCAACACUUAGUUCCCGAGAUUCACGGCAUUCCACAAGUGAAUACCAUCUACAUCUUCUGUGGCAACAAAUCCAGACAUGAAACCUGGACAAAGAGCUGGUCAAAAGUCAAAGGUGUUCACACAAAUAUCAUAGAAAUCUGUGAAGCACUGACCACGGGUGUUAAACAAUAUAAUCAAGAUUCCAUCGCCAUGAGUUUUGUUACCGUAGGAGGAGAGAGUUCCAAUGCCAAUCUCAAUCAACUGGAACCCAGUUUUAUGUACACGCAAAUAUUUAAGAAGAUUCUCCUCGACAUGGAGCAUGACAAACAAGCAAUCAAAGACCUGGCCAAUUACUGUCGCCAGCGUUUUCAAGACAACAUCGAAGAGCAAAAUGCUAUCGAUAAGUUCGAAGAUGAAUAUCGUCCGAACAAUGCCAUUUGCUGGUAUACAUACGAGUGUUUUACCUACCAAAUGCUCAAUCAAGCACUUCGCACUUUGGAUGGCGAAGUCAUUAUUAACAUGGGAUUCUUUCUUCAUGAUCUACACAAACAAAUACAACAACUACAUCAAGCACAGGUCAGUAAUUACAAAGGAAAACCUUUCGUAGUCUACCGUGGACAGGGACUAUGUAAGACAGAUUUUGAUCAGUUAUCAAAAACUGUAGGUGGUCUUUUAUCUUUCAACAACUUUUUAUCCACCAGUACCACACAAGAGAAAUCUCUUGAGUUUACCUACAGCGCUCUCGGUGAUCUCGACAUGGUGGGUAUUCUGUUCGUGAUCACAAUCGAUCCAAAUAUUAAUACUACUCCAUUCGCAUCGAUUGGCGGUGUUAGUUACUACAAAGACGAAGCAGAGAUCCUGUUUUCCAUGCACAGCGUGUUUCGAGUCGGUACAAUUCGACAAACAGGUGACAAGAAUAAACUUUACCAUGAGGUGCAACUUCAGUUGACUGCUGAUGAUGAUCCCCAACUGCGUGUGUUAACGGACCGUAUUGAAAGUGAAGUUCAAGGUAGUACAGGAUGGCAUCGUUUGGGUCGCUUAUUGCUUAACCUCGGACAGUUGGAUAAAGCUGAAGAACUCUACAAUGUGUUACUGGGACAAACAUCCGACAAGAGGGACAGAGCACACUAUUAUCAUCAACUUGGCUACUUAAAAGAUGAUCAAGGUGAUUAUAAAAUGGCUAUAGAAUACUAUGAAAAAGCCCUUGAAAUUAGAGAAAAAUCUCUUCCUUCGAAUCACCCUGAUUUGGCUACUUCGUACAACAACAUCGGUGCGGUGUACGACAACAUGGGAGAGUAUUCGAAAGCACUUUCAUUCUAUGAAAAAGCACUUGAAAUCUACCAAAAAUCUCUUCCUUCGAAUCACCCUUCGUUGGCUACUUCGUACAACAACAUCGAAGCCCUUGAAAUCAGAGAAAAAUCUCUUCCUUCGAAUCACCCUGAUUUGGCUACUUCGUACAACAAAAUCGGUGCGGUGUACUACAACAUGGGAGAGUAUUCGAAAGCAAUAUCAUUCUAUGAAGAAGCCCUUGAAAUUAGAGAAAAAUCUCUUCCUUCGAAUCACCCUGAUUUGGCUACUUCGUACAACAACAUCGGUGCGGUGUACUACAACAUGGGAGAAUAUUCGAAAGCACUUUCAUUCUAUGGAAAAGCACUUGAAAUCUACCAAAAAUCGCUUCCUUCGAAUCACCCUGCGUUGGCUACUUCGUACAACAACAUCGGUGGGGUGUACAAGAGCAUGAGAGAGUAUUCGAAAGCGCUUUCAUUCUAUGAAAAAGCACUUGAAAUUAGAGAAAAAACUCUUCCUUCGAAUCACCCUGAUUUGGCUACUUCGUACAGCAACAUCGGUUGGGUCUACAGAAACUCUCUGGACUAUUCGAAAGCACUUACCUAUUUCGAACGUGCUUUGGACAUUCGUCAACGUGCAUUACCGGCGAAUCACCCUGACAUAAAAUCUGUAAAACAAAGUAUCGAAAAUUGUAAAAGAGCAAUGAAUGAAUAA
This is a messenger RNA of Adineta ricciae, 2241 nucleotides long. The record is from the annotation of a GenBank genome assembly. Lineage: Eukaryota; Metazoa; Rotifera; Eurotatoria; Adinetida; Adinetidae.